AUGUCGAAGAGCAGCAGCAACAGCUCACAAAGAAUCACAUGUAAAGCAGCAGCUGUAAUAUGGGGAAUAGGGGAACCGUUGAAGGUUGAAGUGAUAGAAAUAGAAGCACCAAAAUCCACUGAAGUUCGAGUGAAGAUGCUAUAUGCAAGCAUAUGUCACACUGACAUCUUACGUUCCAAAGGCAAAGGAGAUCCUAUUCCACUCUUUCCUCGAGUCCUGGGCCAUGAAGGCGUUGGAAUGGUGGAGAGCGUUGGGGAUGAAGUAAAUGGUCUUGAAGAAGGAGAUUAUGUGAUACCAACAAUGUUGGCAGAGUGUCGAGCCUGCGAGAAUUGUACAUCUCCAAACACCAAUCUAUGCCUCACCUACCCUUUAGAUCGCAAUGGUCUAAUGUUAGAUGGUACUUCAAGAAUGCACAUCAGAGGCCAUAAGUUGUACCACAUGUUUACUUGCUCCACAUGGUCUGAGUACAUGGUUGUCGAUUCCAAUUAUGUUCUCAAGAUUGAUCCAAGUAUAGUUCUGCCUCAUGCCAGUCUAUUAUCGUGUGGAUUUUCAACUGGAUUUGGGGCAGCUUGGAAGGAAGCUCAGGUUAAAAAGGGAUCAACUGUGGCUGUUUUAGGCCUUGGUGCUGUUGGACUAGGGGUCAUAGAAGGAGCUCGAAUGCAAGGGGCAGCUAGGAUAAUCGGCAUCGAUAAGAAUAGCAUGAGAAAGGAGAAGGGACAAGUUUUUGGAAUGACUGAUUUCGUAAACCCUGAUGAGUUUGAUGUAUCUAUUUCACAAGUGAUAAAAGACCUUACUGGUGGAAUGGGAGUGGAUUAUUGCUUUGAGUGCGUUGGUGCUGAGCCCUUGGUUAAUGAAGCCAUUCAAGCAACAAAAGAGGGGAAAGGAAAAGCAAUAGUGAUAGGCGGAGGAAUCAAGAGCGUAAAGAUAGAUUAUUUUCCUCUUUUGAGUGGUAGAACCCUAAAGGGAAGCAUUUUUGGAGGGCUCAAAGUAAAAUCUGACCUCCCCAUUGUAAUCGACAAAUGCAAAAAUAAGGAAUUCCAUAUCGAUGAACUUUUGACUCAUCAAGUUACAUUACAAGAUAUAGAGAAAGCAUUUGAGCUGUUGAAGCAACCAGAUUGUGUGAAGGUGCUCAUCAAGAUUGAUUGA
Messenger RNA from Dovyalis caffra, 1146 nucleotides. The record is from the annotation of a GenBank genome assembly. NCBI's taxonomy places the organism in Eukaryota, Viridiplantae, Streptophyta, Magnoliopsida, Malpighiales, Salicaceae.